This is a messenger RNA of Cydia pomonella (codling moth), 2638 nucleotides long. RefSeq names its product venom serine carboxypeptidase-like. The transcript has a single exon. The coding region runs from base 181 to 1596 and encodes 471 amino acids. Gene Ontology annotation, molecular function: serine-type carboxypeptidase activity. The record is from RefSeq and is a predicted model, not a curated record. NCBI's taxonomy places the organism in Eukaryota, Metazoa, Arthropoda, Insecta, Lepidoptera, Tortricidae. Gene Ontology annotation, biological process: proteolysis.
UAAUAUCAACCCAAUACAAUGAUUUACGAGUUUUACGACUGAUCUAUGAAUGACACCUAUCAUAAAAAUAAGUUACGUGUAGAACACGUAGGUAGAUAAUAAAUAUGUUAUGUAUUUAAACACAUUCAAUAGUUUUCUAGUUCCUUAUUCACUGUCAGACUGCAGCAACAAGCAGUCAAAAUGACACAGUGUCUUUUUGUGACCAUUGUCCUGAAAAUUAUAUUAUUACAUGCAUUCUGCUCUAGUAUUGAUUCAGAGCCUCAAUCAGAGAAUGGAGACGGCGACCCCGGUGAACCCCUAUUCCUUUCUCCGUACCUCGAACGCGGCGACGUCACCUCGGCGCGGCAGUUUGCGCGCGUGCCACUCCUUCACCACCUACACGUCGAGAGCUACGCCGGCUUCUUCACCGUCGACAAAGCCUACGAUUCUAAUCAUUUCUUCUGGUACUUGCCUAGCAUGUCAACUAACAGAAACAAUGAUCCCGUUAUCUUAUGGUUAGAAGGGGGACCGGGCGGUUCAGGUAUGUCCAACGUGUUUAUGGGAAAUGGUCCCGUUGACCUGAAGAACCACACGUUUAUACCCAAAAAGUACCACUGGGUCCUCAACCACCAUAUGAUCUAUAUAGAUAACCCAGUGGGCGCUAGCUUCAGCUUCACUAAACACAAGGAUGGUUAUUGCACAGAUGAAACACAAAUCGCUGAACAUCUGUACUCCAGCCUGACUCAGUUCUUCCAGCUUUUCCCAGAGCUGCAGCAGAAUGAGUUCUUCAUCGCAGGAGAGUCAUACGGCGGGAAGUAUGUCCCGGCUCUAGGCUACGCUAUUCACAAGAAGAACCCCACAGCAGAAACCAAAAUAAACCUCAAAGGUUUAGCUAUCGGUAAUGGUAUGACUGAUCCUGAAAACCAGUUAAAUUACGGAGAGUUCUUAUAUCAAAUAGGUCUUAUUGAUUUUAAUCAGCGUAAAACGUUUGAAGAAUACGAAGCUAAGACCGUGAAUUAUAUUAGAAGCGGCCAGUGGAUCGAAGCCUUCAAUACUUAUGCCGCUCUUAUUCUCAAAAAUAAUUCAUUAUUUAACAAUUUCACUGGAUAUUCUGAAUACUCGUACUAUAAUUACUUAUGUACUGGAUUUAAAGAAAUCGAAUCGAAUGUUUCAGUUGAACUCCAGUUUAUAUUGAAACAAAACGCUUUUCGAAAAGCAAUCCACGUAGGAAAUUUGACAUUCCAAAAUGGUUCCUUACUGCGGGAGAUUUUGCAAGCAGAUGUAAUGAAGUCAGUUGCUCCGUGGUUAUCUGAACUGUUAGACCAUUAUCAUUGUUUGGUGUACAAUGGACAGCUGGACAUUAUAGUCGCUUAUCCUUUGACCCUCAACUACUUGCAGAAGCUGAACUUCAGUGGUUCUGAGGAAUACAGGAAGGCGAAGCGUUCGAUCUGGCACGUGGACGGGGAGAUAGCGGGGUACGCCAAGCAGGGGGGGAGGUUGGUGGAGGUGCUGGUGCGGAACGCGGGGCACGCGGUAAUAUGGGACAAGCCCAAGUGGGCGAUGGACAUGAUCCAACGAUUCACCCAUAAUAAAAAUCAUUGGGACAUAAAAGCAUAGUGAAUUGUGAUAUUAAUUACCGGACUAUUUUGUAGUGUGUCAAUAUGCGAUUGCUGCACAAAAAUUAUACAAAUACAAUAAUUGAUAAUUUUGACUUCAGUCUACUAAUAGACAAGUUGAUAACCAAACCAUAGACAUUCAGAUCAGAAUAUAAGAUGAGUCUGCGGUAUGAUGCUAGCUGACAUGACUAGUCUACAUGGAAUUAAAGCCGUCUACAUCAGGAUAAAACCGACAGACAAGACCAAAGAGUUGCAUUAUGCAGAGCCUUGAUUAGAGCGGAAACGCUCCAUUACACGCGCUUUGAUGUCGCGCCUCUAUCGCGCUUAGUGUUGCCAGGUGUGAAAAAAUGCAUGGUAGGUUUAUUGUGAAAGCAUGUUAAAAAAAAUAAAAAUAUUUUUAAUAAUAGAGCAAAGUUUGUUUUUUCUGAUAAUCUUGUGUUCCGAGAGCGAAAGAUCCUAUAAUAGAAUUACGAUAUUCACGAUCGAAUAAACGAACGUCCGAGGUGCAGUUAGUUUGGUGUGGUUUGUGUUACCGUCACAACAUUUAAUUGCUGAUCGAUUUAAGGUUCAAGCUAAUUUGGUUGUCAAAACUAACGGUAUGAAAUGUCCAAUGUAAAGUGAACCCUAAAUGGCUCAACAAUUAAAGUCCGCGAGUGUACCUACAAUACGAAAGGUAUGAAAUCAAUAAAUCAUUCAAUUCAUUUUUUUCGAAUCGACAACAAAACAGAAUUUUCAUUUCAUCAACUUUAUUGUUAAGAAAUCAAAAGCGUGUGCACAUCAUUUCGAACAAUCCCGCUUAGCCAUUUCAGCUGCUAUUAAAAAAAAAACUUCUCCUGACAACCAUCUAAGUAGGGUAGACCGAGGCGGAUCGGAUCACAAGGCAAAUCGGAUCACGUUGAAUAAUCGGUUGAUAUUUCUAAUAUUGCAUUGAUAAUAAUGAGUACACUAAAAUUGCACUGUAUGUCUCUUUGCCUCUUAGUCUGCGAUGCCAAUCGCAAGAAAUAUUUUAAAUAUCAAUAGAUUUCUUAGUCUGAUCCGAUUCA